Molecule: messenger RNA, 4846 nt
Organism: Osmia lignaria (orchard mason bee)
Lineage: Eukaryota; Metazoa; Arthropoda; Insecta; Hymenoptera; Megachilidae
Gene: olf413
Product: DBH like monooxygenase olf413
Biological process (GO): octopamine biosynthetic process; dopamine catabolic process; norepinephrine biosynthetic process
Cellular component (GO): secretory granule membrane
Molecular function (GO): copper ion binding; dopamine beta-monooxygenase activity
Source: RefSeq, a predicted model, not a curated record
CUCAGGUCGCGACGGGUGUUCAGUUUACAGGCGACAGCCGUACCGUACGGUUCGUUCGCGUGCCGUCUCGCGCUCUAUCUUCCAUACGAUCGUUCUCCUAAUCGGUCAAAGUUUUUUAAUCGAUCUGACAGUGUACUCGCGUUUAUCAGUAGCGUGUCAAUUUUACAGAAAAAUUACACCGAACGAUAAGCAAGUUUUUAAUGAACGAGUAAACAAAUUAUGAUUACAUGUUGUAUCAAUGGUCGAGUUAAUCGCGUGUGACUCACGAACACAACGCAAGUUGUAAGUGCGUUUAUCCUCUACGGUAUACAAAUAUAACCCUGACAGCGUACGUACAUACACAAAGUUGUCGUGUUUGAACUCACUUACCAACGGACGUUGCUCCUUACGUGACAUAAACAAACGAAGACUCAGGGGGGGCGUCUUUGGAGUAGUAGAACUCUGUCGGCGACUUCACGGCGCAAACAAUCCUCCAACCCGUUUCGCUGCUGCCGGUCAUCGUAUCGGUGAACGGUAACAAACUGAGACCACGAUUAAAGGAUUUUAAUCCGUCGUUCGAGUGAGUGAGAGUGAGGAAAGUGUGUAAACAGGGAGAAAAAGUGAUAAGAGAGAAGCCUUUCUACCUACCCACUUUUUUUUCUUUUUUAACGACCAAGAUAUCUCGUUAAGAUUUUUCUGCCACUUGUACACCACUGGUCGAGGAGCUCGCCGACUAUUAAAACUGGCAGCAACUUCAAGGCACUUCGUACACCAAGUGAUGUAUUGAGAGAACACUAGAGGUCGAAGAUGAAGACAGUAAUCGCUUCGUGUUUCCUCCUGUUUGUCAGCGGUGUCUUCUGUGUGGAAUGGAAACACAGCGCCGUGCUGGACGAUAAUUUCCUGGUCCUUUGGACACCUGGCGAGAGGGAUAUUAUAUUCGAGGUUCAAGUGAAAACACUGGGCUACGUGGGACUCGGUUUCACCAAGGACGAUGGAAAAUUCGGAGCUGACAUGGUCAUCGGCUGGGUCGACAACAAUGGACAGCUACAUCUUCAGGAUCGUCACGUAAAGGAGACCAGCAAAAAUCCGCAGAUGGACUUGAGCCAAGAUUAUUGCCUGCUACUGGGUUUCGAGAACAAGACGCACACGGUUCUUCGUUUCAGCAGGCGAUACGAUACGUGCGACUCACGGGACCUGAAGAUCACGAACGACACGGUGCAAGUGGUUUGGCAAUAUCACAUGGAGGAACCAGUGUCAGCGGCCGGUGUUCUGCCGGACGAAGGAACCGUGCAUCGUGGAUCCAGGCCGCUUUAUCUGGUGCAAAGGGACGCGGAACCGAGGCCCAGCUCGCGCAACCAAGAAGCUGAACCGCCUCUUCAAACGUGGGACAUAUUGAACCAGCAGGUACGUUUACCAGAGAAACAGGACACGUUGCUUUGGUGUCGCGUUCUCCAGAUGCCAAACAUUGAUCAGAAGCAUCACGUCGUGAAGUACGAGCCGGUGAUACAACCCGGAAGUCAGAAGUACCUGCAUCACAUGACUUUGUACGAGUGUCGCGGGGAUCAGGCGCAAUUGGAAUCCGCCUCGAAGUCGUCCGGCAGCGUUUGCUAUCAGUCCAAUCAGCCGUCCCUUCAGUGCACCACAAUCGCGGCUAUCUGGAGUCUCGGUUCCGAGGGCUUCAAUUACCCGCCGGAGGCUGGUUACGCACUCGACCCACGCUCGGGUCCUCAUUUCUACAUGCUGGAAACGUUGUACACGAAUUCGCAGAUGGACACGUUCAUCAGCGACAGUUCCGGCUUGCGUUUGCAUUAUACGGAUCGGUUGCGUACCCACGACGCAGGUAUCCUUAGCGUCGGCAUCGACCCGAACUGGAGGCACAUCAUACCACCCGGGCAGCCUGAAGUGGUCUCCGAAGGUCAUUGCAUCUCCGACUGUACCGGACAGACCAUUCCCAACAACGGCAUCAACAUAUUCGCCGUCAUCAUGCAUACUCAUCAACUCGGCAGGAAGGUCCGAUUGCGUCAGAUAAGGUCCGGCGAGGAACUGCCACCCAUUGCAUCUGACACCAAUUACAAUCCUAGUUAUCAGGAGUAUCGGAAGCUGCAGAAGCCCGUCAGGGUCUAUCCGGGCGAUCAUCUGGUAGCGGAGUGCACAUACUCGUCCGAGUCUCGUGAAGCAAUCACGCUCGGUGGUCUAACCACCAGGGAAGAAACAUGCUUGGUGUCCACUCUUUAUUAUCCACGCAUCGAACUGUCAGUCUGCUACUCUCUGCCCUCGUUGCCAACGGUUCUACAAAGUUUAGGAGUCCAAAAGCUGAUACAGGGUUCCAGCCCAGUGGAAAUUCAAGAACCGGCCGAGCUGAGCGGUAUGACGUUGGAGGAGCGUCUAGUGAGCUACGACUGGAAGACCAGUUUCAAGAGUUUCCAAGACGCUACUCGAACAGGUACGUUCAAACCGCUUUGUUGGACCAGCGAGGGAGCGUUGCAGGGCACUGACAUCCUGGAGGUCCGUUAUCCGAGGAUCCUGAGGCCGUACAAAGAGGUCACUUUGCCUUGCCUGAAGAAACCGUCGAGGAACAAGUUGUCGAUGUUGCUGGGCGAGGACGAAGACAUUGGCACACCGGUCGAUCCUGACAGUGACGAGACGAACGCGGUGGAACGCGGACAAUUGGUGCGUAGCAAAGUGUCCCGCAGCAGUGACGGACCAACCGGCGGAAGUUCCUCGACCAGAUCGCCAGCGGUGCUUCUGAUUCUUGGGAUACUGCUGGCAAUAGUCGGCGGCGCGUUCAGGUGAACGCUGGCUGGUCGUUAGGAGGCCGAUCGAUCUGUCGAUCGAUCGAUUCCAGUUAUCUAGGACGGCCGAUUUAUCCUGUUGUUGGUCGCGCUGGAUCCGGGGAGCAGACGCAUGUAAGUACAUACUUGUCCCGUGUGUACCCUAUGACGCGUCACUUAGGCUAAAUAACAAUCGUCGUAUUUUCAUUGAUCGUUGAGAGAGGACAGAAAUAGAUGCCGGACUUCCGUUCAGUUACCGAACGAUCGUUGUGCAAUUUUUAACCGCCGUAUUAUCGACGGGUGAUGGGUGGAACGCGAGCGUCCUGGGAGAGAGACAUAUUUUUGAUGGGUUGCGUAGAACGAAUGAAACUCUCAGGCGACGAUGGGUCGCGCAGAGAACUGCCAAAUAUAUUUUCUCGAUAAGGAGCGUCCAUUCGAGGGAAUUCGGAUCUACGCUGUCCUCAUUCAAGGAUCGAGAACAUCUCUUUUUUCGCGAUCUCUGCCCGUGUACUAUUGUUACGAUGUAUCGCGUGCUCGCGCAGGACUCACCUUGGAUAUCUUUCGGUUUCGAGGACGUCGGGUAUUGCGUUCUUCGGGUUAAUUAGAUCGCUACGCAACCUUCUAGUCUUAUUUCGAACUCACUUGACAUUUUCAGCUGAAAAGAACGACAAAGUUCUUUGGUGCUCCUUCUCUUUUAAUAAUUAACAAACCCCGAACGAAAGAUAUCCACGGGAAAUGAAACUAGGUCCUGUCGAUCGGGCGAAAUUAUUUUCAAGCUUCUGGACUCGAAAGAAUUUAUAUUGUUGGCUGUUUAUUUAGCAGGCUGAAAAUUGAGCGCAUCGAACGCGUUCCAUCGUUUUUCUUCAAAAGUAAAAGUAUAAUAAAAGAUUCCGAUUUUUCGACUUUAUAAGUGUAAUCUCAUCCAAAAUACACAGUUGUUCGUGUCGAUCGAGCUGUUGGAACGCGUCUCGCUCACUUUCCGCCGGUAUUUGUAUAUUCUGUUAUUAUUAGAGCUACGAAUAGAUGCGUUUUUUAACGAGAAGAGCAUAUAAACGUUGGUUGAUUCGCACGCGAGGCCAAGCUACCCAUUUUCAGCUUCGCCGUGUCACUCGACCAAUGUUUGUAUGCGAGCAACCAGGACGGUCCUUUGUAAUAUUCUGUACAGUUUAUUAAGUGUAACGCGUUGUUCGUGCGGCCGUGCCGCGUCGGCCACGGUCGACGUUUAUUUAUUUUUUUAUUUAAUUGUACAGAGAGCGAAUUUACUUGCCGCGUCGACACAGUACGUUCGUCUCGUCAAGAUAGGCGAGUAAGGCCGCUUUACGUUUCGCGCGAGUCACGUUCGCGAAGUGCACGUUCGGUUUCUUGAUGCAUGCUUCGCCGCUUACUACGGGGGACACUUGUCGUUGCGACGCUCGUCGACACAACCAGCCGCGAUUCCAUCGAUUUAUACGCGAUCCAUCCUACCUGCAAAAGAUAUACGUGCUUCCGUUUCGACGCGUACCGAUUUAAAGGGGUGCUUCUUAGGUCCGUUGAAUGUAAUCGUUAUCAAUCGAUCGUUAUCUAUUCGUAUCCUUCGAAGCAUCGUAAUGUAAUGGAAAGGGAUUGUUCGAACGUGUUUUUUCACGGUUGGAAUCAAUGAAGGGAAUAAGCGAUAAACCACGUACUCUUUUCACGAAUCUGAAAGCGAUCCACGGAUCGGUUAUUGUUUCCCGUUAGAUCGACUGAAAUUUUUAAAGCUAUUUUCCCCCGGUACACUGUUUCUCUCACCUGUUCGCUCGGGGAAUAAGAGCGAUCCGCGAGUAAUUUAUUCGACGUUCUUUCUUCUCUCGCGCUUUUAAUUAAACCGAAUUCGAUAAUUGAAACUCGCGAUGCCCGGUUUAAUUUGAUUCCAUUCUUGACUCGCGUUAAUUUAUCCGCGCUCGACACUCCGUGCAUUCGGUUAAGUCUUCGAAGCACCACUUUAAUUAUUGAAAAAAAGAGAACGAGAGAAAGAGAGAGCGAGCGAGUGAGUGAGUGAGGGGUUGAAUGAUUGGAGUAGGAAAUAAGAAAAGAGAAGAAGGAAGAAAAAAAAAAAUUAUAUGCAUGAUGGCGUGCAA